Messenger RNA from Microsporum canis CBS 113480, 2265 nucleotides. Its product is annotated as TTL domain-containing protein. The record is from RefSeq and is a predicted model, not a curated record. Gene Ontology annotation, molecular function: hydrolase activity. NCBI's taxonomy places the organism in Eukaryota, Fungi, Ascomycota, Eurotiomycetes, Onygenales, Arthrodermataceae. The transcript has 4 exons. Gene Ontology annotation, cellular component: P-body. The coding region runs from base 1 to 2265 and encodes 754 amino acids. Gene Ontology annotation, biological process: protein modification process.
AUGCACAUCCUCGUUGUGAACGACGACGGCCCGCCGUCGUCUCAGUCCUCGCCGUACAUACAUUCUCUCGUCCAUACUCUUCAAUCCUCAGGCCAUGUAGUAUCCGUCGUGCUACCACAUAGGCAAAGAUCAUGGAUCGGUAAAGCCCACCUUGUUGGGGCGACUGUCAAACCGACGUAUUUUCAUCCCGGGACACUCUUCCAGGACGAUGGGACGGUGCACCCGCUACCGCGCAGCGAAGGGCGAGAGUGCAAAGAAGGAGACGAGUGGAUUCUUAUUGACUCGACUCCAGCGAGUUGCGUUCAAAUUGGCCUGUUUCACUAUUUUCAGGACCGAGGACCUGUAGACCUGGUGAUCUCCGGACCGAACUAUGGGAGAAAUUCUACGGCCGUCUUUUCUCUUUCUAGCGGCACUAUCGGUGGAGCAAUGGAAGCUGCGGUCUGCGGAUAUAAAGCAAUUGCUCUCUCCUUUGCUUUCAGCUCACGCGAUCACGACCCCGUCGUUAUCUCAGAAGCCGCGAAACACUCGGUUCGGUUGAUUGACUAUCUUUAUAAGAAUUGGACGGAUGGCGUUGACCUCUAUAGCAUCAAUGUUCCUCUUGAGCAGGGAGUUGGGUUUUCAAAGAUACUAUACACGAAUAUUUUAGACAACCGUUGGUCCGGGAGUUGUUUUGAAGCAAUUGAUGCUGAGAUGAGCGGCGAGGACCCGGGGUUACAGGAACACCUGCUCAGGCAAAAGGAAGGAAGCAAUGCAAACGAGGAUGCUUCAGGCUCCUCUUCCGCAAGAUUCAAACACAAACACUUCAAAUGGGCCCCGAAAUUCGGUGAUGUGUACAAGAGCGAGCAGACCAGCCCUCCGGGGAAUGAUGGUUGGGCUGUUAGAUCUGGCUUUACAAGUGUUACUCCCUUGAAGGCAAAUUUUAUGCAUUGGCCAGGCUGCUCUGGAGAAAUUACGCUGUCGAGUGAGAGUCCAAUGUUUUAUGCACUUGUGGAUUGUCAAGACGUCUAUGUGCAGCCUUUGGUCAUGGGGGCACUACAGAGACAAUUCAAAAGUGCCUCCUACAAAUUGAUAUCUUCGUUAUCAGAGCUGCCUGACCCUGCUUCUCUGGUCCUUCAGUACAGGGUAUAUGAAAAAUCUGACUUUGAACAUGUUCAUUCACACCCUUCAACAUCAUUGGUGAAUUCUUACAUCAUUCGUAAGGCGUUGAUUCGCAAGCAUUUUCUCUCAAAUACGGUUGCCAAUUGGAUAACCAAAUACCCAGAUAGCUUGCUUCGGAAGCAUUUCAAACCCACUAUAGAUUUUGAACUAGACUACGCCGAGUUUCUAGAUGAGGCUUUACUUGAAGCUUAUGAGCUACGUGAAAGCCUAGAGGCUAAUGAAGGGAAGGAUGAAUGUGAGAAGGAAUGGUGGAUAUUGAAACCCAGCAUGAGUGACCGUGCACAAGGAAUUCGCCUUUUUAAUAGUGAGCCGUCUCUCCGGCAGAUAUUCGAAGAAUGGGAGCCAGAGGAUACGGACUCUGAGGGAAACAUAAGAGAAGAAGAUCCUGGCAACGACAAAACAGAUACUGGGGUUGUUACCUCUCAACUACGGCAUUUUGUUGCACAGCCCUACAUUCUUCAACCCCUAUUGCUACCGUCAGCCUCAAACCGAAAGUUCCAUAUCCGAGUUUAUGUUUUGGCCGUUGGAGCUCUUAAAGUCUAUGUGUAUAGAGAGAUGCUCGCCCUUUUUGCCGACAAAUCCUACGUUCCUCCAUGGGAGAAGGAGGAUGAGGACGAAGGCGAGAUCGCAUAUCUGAGCCGUCAUCUAACGAACACAUGUCUCCAGUCCGAUACUACGGGCCAUGAUGCCGCCCCUGAUAAUGUUCGGCGUUUUUGGCAUCUCGAUGAUAUGGGCGCUUCAAUAGAGACGGGGUGGAAAGAGAGGGUAUACGAUCAAAUAUGCGCUGUCACAGGUGAAGUUUUUGAAGCAGCUGCUCGAGGCAUGAUGGUUCACUUUCAGCCAUUACCCAAUGCAUUUGAGGUGUUUGGAGUAGACUAUCUAGUCGAUAAAACCGGGAACGCUUGGUUGCUUGAGCUAAAUGCCUUCCCCGACUUCCGGCAGACAGGAGACGAGCUGAAAUGCGAAGUCGUAGGGAAACUGUUUGAUGGGGUUGUAGAGCUCGCAGCGAAGCCGUUCCUCUGCCCGACUGAGAAGGGCAAUGCAGCAGACGAGCAGACCGUUUCUCGGUUCCGAUUGGUGGCCGAGCUCAACAUGGGAAUCAAGUGA